Molecule: messenger RNA, 1469 nt
Organism: Naegleria gruberi
Lineage: Eukaryota; Heterolobosea; Eutetramitea; Acrasida; Naegleriidae
Product: iron-sulfur cluster-binding protein, Rieske family
Exons: 1
Coding region: 1-1422 (473 amino acids)
Biological process (GO): chlorophyll biosynthetic process; cholesterol metabolic process
Cellular component (GO): chloroplast
Molecular function (GO): 2 iron, 2 sulfur cluster binding; chlorophyllide a oxygenase activity
Source: RefSeq, a predicted model, not a curated record
AUGCAAGACGAAACUCUCUUCCAUCAGUCACUUUCCAAAAUUUAUCAAUCAAUUGAUGUGGAAAAUAUUACAAGCUUUAAUAACAUUUGCAUAUUGGGAGUUUCAAUUAUUGUGCUUGCAAUUGUAUGGAAAUUAUUAAAGAGUUUGAUUUCGGAAGUUUACUCUUCAUUCUUUCAUCCUCUUGAUAGAUUCAUUGAUCUUGAACCUAAACUUUCCGAAAUGAAACCAUCCACCAGAACUUCCUUCUUGGCUUCCAAGAGUAGAAAGAGAAUUGGUGACUUUCCACCAGUUUAUCCAAAUGGAUGGUUCAAAAUCUGCAAUUCAUGGGAUCUUUCCCCUGGACAAGUAAUCUACAAGAGCAUGUUAGGUCUAGAACUAGCUGUCUAUAGAGCUCAACAUUCCAAAACAGUUCAUGCUAUCGAUGCUUACUGUACUCAUUUGGGAGCUAAUCUGUCAUUGGGAAGUGUCAAUGGUGAAUGUUUGACAUGUCCAUUUCAUCAUUGGUCAUUCAAUGGAGAGGGAAAAUGUGUUUCCGUUGGUGAUUCUCCACUUCCAAUGCCAAUUUUGAAAAAGAAUGGUCAAUUCAAAAGUGAGCUAUCUGUUCAAGAUUCAACUCUUGAUAUUGCAAAAAACAAGAGUGGAAAAUUGGCUGAAUCUUGUGAACAAGUGGAAGAGUGUGAACAUAGAGAUGGCAUUCCAUCACAAGCCCACACCAAGAGUUAUACAAUUAUUGAAAGAAAUGAUAACGUCUAUUUGUGGUUUGAUGCAGAGGGUCGUGAACCUCAUUGGCAACCACCAUCAGUAAGACAAAAUCUCUUCACACAUGGAAAGAUUGCUCAUCACAUCUAUUGUCAUAUUCAGGAAAUUCCAGAGAAUGGACCAGAUGCCAAUCAUUUAAAUGUUGUCCAUAGAGAAAUGAGAAAUACUUUUGGAUUUGUGUGGAAUAUUUGGGGAGCCAAGUGGCAAAAAGGUGAAAAGAAGGAAGAUUCCCAUGUGGCUUACUUUCAAGUUCAACACGUUUCAACUGCCAUGAAUGAUAGGUUGAAAAUUCCAUUCAGUGUUGUGGAUGUAAAGGGAGGUCAAUAUGGACCUGGUUUGGUCAUGUUUGAGUUUUCUACAAUUUUAGGAAAGUUUGAUCUCGUUCAGACCGUAACUCCAGUUGGCCCUCUUCAUCAACAUGUUGAACAUGUUCUCUAUGUUCCUUGGUAUAUUCCUAGAUUCUUUGCCAAGUGGUUUUUAAUCUUGAUGACCUCCUUUGUGGAACAAGACAUUCCAAUUUGGAAUACCAAAACCUAUCUUCCAAAGCCAGUGUUGGUGAGAACUGAUGGACCAAUAGGUCAAUUUAGAAGAUGGUAUUCGCAAUUCUACUCUGAAAAUAGUCCAACUUUGAAAUCUCUAUCCAAAAGAUCUUUGGAAUGGUAAAUGUCAAUUAUUUUAAUUUGUAAAUAAAAUCUGAAUAUCUGUUAAUG